AUGAAUAGGACUUCUGUAACAGAAUUUAUACUCACUGGGCUCACUGACAAUGCCAAACUGAAAAUUCCUUUGUUCGUCCUAUUUCUGCAUGUUUAUAUCACAACCGUAGUUGGUAAUGUUGGCUUUAUGUUCCUAAACAUAGCAAACAAACGCCUUCACAAGCCAAUGUACUUGUUUUUGAGCAAUCUUUCCUUUGUGGACUUUUCAUGUUCCUCAGUGGUCCUGCCUAAAAUGUUGACGGACCUUCUAAGUGAAACCAAAGCCAUCUCUUUUGCUGGCUGUGCCAUGCAGUUUUUCUUUUUCGGGUCCUUCGGAAGUACAGAAAGUCUUCUUCUAGGAGUCAUGGCCUACGAUCGCUAUGUGGCCAUUUGUAGUCCAUUGCUAUACCAGGCUCACAUGAGCAGUGUUUUGUGUCUCCAGAUGUUGAUUGCUGCCUAUUUUGGAGGCUUUUGCAAUUCUUUUGUGCACACGGUGGCCGCAUUCCGUCUGAAUUUUUGCGGAUCCAACAUUAUUGAUCAUUUCUUCUGUGACCUUCCACCACUCUACAAGUUGUCCUGCUCUGAUAUAUCAAUGAAUGUAGUAGUUUUGAUUAUUUUAGCUGGCCUGGUUACUAUGAGCAGUAUGAUACUUAUCCUAGUCUCAUACACCAACAUUGUCCUGGCCAUUGUGAAGAUAAGGUCAGCCCAGGGUAGAUACAAGGCUUUCAAUACAUGUGCUUCUCAUAUUACUGCUGUCAGCAUCUUAUAUGGGACUUUUAUCUUUACGCAUCUUCAUCCAUCCACAAGCUAUGCCCUACAGCAGAACCAGGUGGUUUCAGUCUUCUACAGUAUACUUAUACCAAUGCUAAAUCCCCUCAUUUACAGUCUUAGGAAUGCAAAGGUUAAAAAUGCAAUGAAUGGUUCUUUUAAAUAUGUUAAAAGGUGA
This is a messenger RNA of Staurois parvus, 924 nucleotides long. Lineage: Eukaryota; Metazoa; Chordata; Amphibia; Anura; Ranidae. The record is from the annotation of a GenBank genome assembly.